UAGAGUCAGCAAAUUGUCAUUGUUUUCAGAAAUUCUGUAAUUUGUACUCUCGAAUGAGCCUUGAAGAUCACACUUUUGGCAUCGUAGAGAUUAUUUAGUUUUCAAACGAAUGCUGUAUCUAAGUGAACAUGCUGUGAAAUACUGAUUUUCAAAAUUUUACGGGCCUCUUUCGUAAUUUUUUAUAAGAUCUUUACCUCUCAAUUUAGGGUUUUAGUUUUAAUUUCUUAAUCAGAAAUUUUUUUCAAAUUGCAGCGAAGCUGCUGAUAGGUAAGGAGCCGAAAGUUAGCUUUAUCAAAGUUUUUCUUUACAUAAAAAAUUCCAUUGUUGAUUGGAAAGCUCUUGCAAACAUUUAUCCAAUGAUGAGAAAAUCAAAAAAUCGAAAAAAAUGGACUCCUACCUGUAAGACCAAGGAUUUUUUCAUUCUUGUGUAAAUCUAUUAGAAAAAUUAGGCAUGCGAUAUGAAAUAGGAAGGAAAAGGCUAAACAGUAGAUAAUGUGAGUUCGGAUUUAAUAAUUAAGAUAGCUUUUCGUUAUUUUAAUCUACCUGGUACGAUGAGAAAGAGCUAGAAUAAGUAAUUACGUUACACAAACCGCGAGACAUUGACAAAUAAGCGUACCUAUAAAAUCGCAAAAGUUGUCUUCAUUCGGUCCAAAGUAAGAAAAGACUUCAUUUGAAGUAGAAUUUCACUCGUAAGUCCGAAUAAAUGUACAGAUAAGUGCAUAAAAUACAAUUAUAAGAAAAGGAUUUCAAGUGCACUUACUCUGGAAUAUUUUUACUUUCACUAAAAAAAAAAAAAAAAAAAAACAACAACAACUGACCAUUAUUGUUUUUAUUGUUUUGUUCGACAGCACGAAUAGUUUUUAACAACAACGUUCUCGCAUUCGUAUCUUUUGCGAAGGGAAAUACCUAAACUAUACAUCCCUUUAGUCAGCUCAGUUCAAUUUAUAUGAAGCUUUGCGCAGCAAAAAAAAAGUAGGCGUGGCAACUACCCCUUUAACGCGGACCAAUAGGGUUUCGUAUCGAAGUUUAAUUCGAUUAAGCUAACAACUAGGGGUAUCAGAUUACACGACGUUUUUUGAAAUAAUUUUGCGAGUGUUCAUUUUUUUUUAAAUUUCAACUGUGUCGUGGCUUUUCAUUUUUCUAAAUAUUUGGCCUGUUCUUUAAUUUUAAUGUGCAAGUGUACUUAAUUUAUGCAUACUUGUUUGCGAUUGUUUAAAAAUUGGUCCAUAUGAAAAAUUGACACAUUUAAUGGAAUUGAACGGUUCAGCCGAUGGCGAAGGUACAGACUACAGUACCACAUCGUCUCCCGCUCGAUUGAGAAAAACUGGUACCCAAGAUUCUCAGUCAGAGGAUGAAUUUGUUUCUGAAGAUUUAUCCUCCGAAGACGAUAACUACAUUAGUCCGCAACCGAGAAUUGUGGUCAGAAAGAUGUUCACGAAUAGUAGAGAAAGAUGGCGACAGCAAAAUGUGAGCGGAGCUUUUGCCGAAUUGAGGAAAUUGGUUCCUACUCAUCCGCCGGAUAAAAAGUUAUCUAAAAAUGAGAUUCUACGGAUGGCUAUCAAAUACAUUCGACUUCUAUCCGGUGUUCUGGAAUGGCAAGAAAAACAAACCGAAUGGUACUCGAUAAACAAUAACAAUAAUAAUAAUUACUGCCAUUAUUCUCAUAACCCGAGUGCUAACGAAUGCAUACAGAAAUUGAGCCUAAAUGUAACCUAUCCCAGAAAUCUGAUCAAAUCGGUUAAAUGUAAUGGUCUCGAAGUGAACAACGGAUAUAGACGAAUUCAUUCCAAACAUAAAAACCACAAUAAUUCAAUUAAUAGUAAUUCGAGCAACACUACCAAUGGUAUUUCCAAUCAUUCUACCAACACCAAUGGAUACAACGAACGUUACGAUUCGAGGGAUGAUAACGAUAAGUCCGUUGAUAACUCUACCUGCAGCGAAAAACCCGAUAAUUUGAAAAAGAAAUCGAAACCGUAAAAUAGGUAUACCUACUUGCACCUAUAGUUUUGAUUAAGCUGCGUUCUGUUCUUAUUCGAUUUUUUUAUUUAAUUUAUUGCUUGAUAAUUUGAUUAUUAUUAUAGACGCAUAAAAUUAGGUUGGUAUAAUAAUAAAGAUAGGUAUACCUAUACUUUGUGCCGAACUGAUUGUUCUUUUGUAUACUCUUUGCCAAGUAUGUUUGCUUAUUUUAUUAAAAAGUACAUACCUACCUAUGCCGUUAAGAAAAAUUAAAGUUAUCAGCAGUCAACUUAUGUGUAUCUAUAUUGUAAUUAUAGAAUGAUUGGGAGGUUGGGGGGGGGGAGAGGUGAGUCGAAGGCGAAAAUUUGCCUAAUUUUCAGAAGCAGAAUAUCUUUUGUAAUCAGAACAUUAUGGCAAAAAAUAAAACAAAUUCUUCGGGAAAACCUCUGUUUUUAAGAUUGGAAAUUGAAAGCCUUGUGCAUUAUUUUUGACCUUUCUAAUCAAUUGGUGGCAAUUUUAGGCCCUUUUAGAGCCUCCAGUAGAUUUUUAUAUUUUCAGGGAUCAAAAAUAUGUAGGUAUGCUGAAUUUCAUCAUUUUUUCUCAAACAAGACCGUCUAUAAAAACCUGCUGGAGGCGGUUCUAAAAAAUCUUAAAAUUAUCACCAAUUGAUUCGAGAGAUCAAAAGGUAAAAAAUAAGAUUGGAACCAGAUUUUAAUUUUAUCAAUUGAUUUUUUUCACGAAAAAUAGAUUAUACUCAUUUGAAUUUCCAAGAAGUCACCACGAAUCGAAAUGUGUAGAAGUUUGAUAGUGUGGUGUGUUUUUGGACUUCCCUUUAAUGAGAAAAAUCACGAAAUUUACGAUUUUUUUUUUUUUUGUAUAAUUGAAAUGUAAUUCCUAAUAUAUACUUGCUGGCAAAAAAAUUUCUAGUUCAUCAAGUUUUCGAUAUCUCUAUCAUGUAGAACACGUGGAAUGAAAAAAAAAUAAAAAACAACGAACUUUCUGUACUGCUUAGCAUCGAUCUAGAACGUCCACUUUUCAUUUGUGGCCAAAAAACCAUCCUCAAAGUAUGUACCUAAUAUCAUUUUCAUCAUCGAAAUAUCCAAAAUUCAUCGAACCACGACGACAUCGACAUCGACAGUGAUUAAUCAUUUAUGAGUUAAAUCUGACCUCUACGACGUGUGCCGAAUUAGCAUUCAAAUUCGCGAACGUUGUUCAAAAUAUAAAACAGUACAGAUAAAAAUGCCACUUCAACGAUGCCCGAUGACCAAAAUGAUAUAAUAUGAGCUUAUUGACCGAGAUGACUUGCUCCUUGUUGUCGAUGUCAUGAAUUAGAGAAGUAGCGCACGCGACCCAAUCACAUUUUAACGAGGGUGCUGCGUGAGAUUUUGGCUUAUAAGCUAAACACCAUUGUCUGUAUUUCAACGAUCGCACUAGAAGGUGUCAUCACAUAUUACACACUCGAGUUGCCAACGUCGUCGUAGGCUUGAUUCGAGUAUUUAUUUGUUUGUGUGUUUGGUAUUUAUUGUUCGAUCUUUAGAAAUGUUAAUUCGGUUGGCGUUUCAAGUCUUGUAUAAGUGAAGGUAUUUUGGUUCUAAUUUAAUGUAGAGAAGGUCUACGUAGUAAGGUACUUUUACCAUGUGCUCGGCGAUUGAGAAAUUAGUUUUUCAAUCAGAAUUUUGGUUCAUUAUUAUUAAAAAAAAAAAAAACAAAAAACAAAAAGAAAAA
Molecule: messenger RNA, 3681 nt
Organism: Planococcus citri (citrus mealybug)
Lineage: Eukaryota; Metazoa; Arthropoda; Insecta; Hemiptera; Pseudococcidae
Gene: HLH3B
Product: Helix loop helix protein 3B
Exons: 3
Coding region: 1249-1977 (242 amino acids)
Biological process (GO): regulation of transcription by RNA polymerase II
Molecular function (GO): RNA polymerase II cis-regulatory region sequence-specific DNA binding; DNA-binding transcription factor activity, RNA polymerase II-specific; protein dimerization activity
Source: RefSeq, a predicted model, not a curated record